Messenger RNA from Vombatus ursinus (common wombat), 1111 nucleotides. RefSeq names its product charged multivesicular body protein 3 (gene CHMP3). Gene Ontology annotation, cellular component: multivesicular body; ESCRT III complex. Lineage: Eukaryota; Metazoa; Chordata; Mammalia; Diprotodontia; Vombatidae. The record is from RefSeq and is a predicted model, not a curated record. Bases 75 to 755 code for a protein of 226 amino acids. Gene Ontology annotation, biological process: protein transport; endosome transport via multivesicular body sorting pathway; late endosome to vacuole transport. The transcript is spliced from 6 exons.
CGUCCCGGGGGCCCCGCCCAGGCGGCCGCGGCGCCGGUGACAAGAAGGCGGAAGGGGCCGAGAUAGCAGCGUUCAUGAUGGGGCUCUUUGGGAAGACGCAAGAGAAGCCUCCCAAGGAGCUGGUCAAUGAAUGGUCUUUGAAGAUCAGAAAAGAAAUGAGAGUAGUGGACAGGCAAAUAAGAGAUAUCCAGAGAGAAGAAGAGAAAGUGAAGCGAUCUGUGAAGGAUGCUGCCAAAAAGGGCCAGAAGGAUGUCUGUGUCAUUCUAGCCAAGGAGAUGAUCAGAUCACGGAAGGCCGUGAGCAAACUGUAUGCAUCAAAGGCACACAUGAAUUCUGUUCUCAUGGGCAUGAAGAACCAGCUGGCUGUCCUUCGAGUGGCUGGCUCCUUACAGAAGAGCACAGAAGUGAUGAGAGCCAUGCAAAGCCUAGUGAAGAUUCCAGAGAUCCAGGCAACCAUGAGGGAUCUGUCCAAAGAGAUGAUGAAGGCGGGGAUCAUAGAGGAGAUGUUGGAAGACACCUUUGAAAGCAUGGACGACCAGGAAGACAUGGAGGAAGCAGCAGAGAUGGAGAUCGACAAGGUUCUCUUUGAGCUCACAGCAGGGGCCUUAGGCAAAGCACCCAGCAAAGUCACGGAUGCUCUUCCAGAGCCUGGGGCGUCAGGGGCGACAGCUGCCGCCGAGGCUGCGGCGGUGGAGGAGGAGGAAGAGGAUGAUCUGGAAGCCAUGCAGUCCCGACUCGCCACCCUGCGGAGCUAGGUGGGCACGCCCGCCCUGCCAGCAGCCACCCGGCGGACGCCCCGGCUAGGACACGAGGGACUUUCUGUAGCUCCUGUGAAGACUCUUCGUUUGUUAUCACGUUGCAGAGGGUUCUUUCUACUGAUUUCUGUUGAACUCCCUCCAGAGGGGGAUGGGGCUGCCAGUGUGGAAGAGGGGUACUUAACCCGAGAUGAUUGUUGUCAUGGUAGUGUGUCAUUUCCAGUUAUAAAAGUGUUGAGUGGAGAAAAAUCCAACAAAGCACUUUCAAGUAUUCUGCUGCCUGAAUGUUAAAUAUUCUGUACAUUUUUCUGAAAAACACUAUAAAUGGAUUUUAAUAAAUUUCUGCUUUAAGCCUG